Vicia villosa (hairy vetch) is the source of this 1396-nucleotide messenger RNA. RefSeq names its product protein SAR DEFICIENT 4. Gene Ontology annotation, cellular component: cytoplasm. The transcript has a single exon. The record is from RefSeq and is a predicted model, not a curated record. NCBI's taxonomy places the organism in Eukaryota, Viridiplantae, Streptophyta, Magnoliopsida, Fabales, Fabaceae. Bases 54 to 1241 code for a protein of 395 amino acids.
CACAGAUGCCCAAUUAGAAGAGUGGAAGAAUCUCAAAUCUUGAAACUAACACCAUGUUUGCCCAAUUAAUUACCACAUUCAUUCCCUUCUCACAUACCAUCACUCAAAUCCAAAAACCAAUUACACACAAUCAAAUAACCAAUCUCAAACCACAAACUAAUCAAUCUCAAACCACCAAAAAACCCAACAAUUUUUCAUCCAUGGCUUCCCCAAAUAAAGACCAAACAAUCACCAAUGAAACCACAAACACUGUCUCUUUUUCCUCUUCUUCUCCAAUCUUCAUUUCCACUCAGAAUUUACGAACCAUCCUCACCCAUCAAACUCUAAUCAACCACAUCGACUCCAAUCUCCCCAAAGUUUCAACCUUUCUCCAAACCCCAAUUCGCCAACACUAUAAUCUCUCUCCUUCCUCUUCCCUCCUCCUCAUGCCUUCAUGGUCUUCUUCUCCCUCCUUUCCUUACGUUGGUGUCAAACUCGUAACCCAUUUCCCUCAAAAUUCAUCAAUCAAUUUACCUGGUGUUCAAGGUAGCUAUGUCCUCUUCAAUUCAACCACUGGUCAAACCCUUGCUUCCAUGGAUUCCACUGAACUCACGCUUUACAGAACCUCUUGUGUCUCUGGUUUGGGUUCUAAGUAUUUAUCUAGAGAUGAUAGUGAGGUUCUUGUUAUGGUUGGUGCUGGUUCCCUUGCGCCACAUUUGAUCAGAGCUCAUUUUUCAGCUAGGCCUAGUUUGAGAAAAGUGUUGAUUUGGAACAGGACUGUUGAAAAGGCGGAAGCUUUGGCUAAGAAACUGAGAGAAAGUGAGGAUUUUUCACUCUCAGGGUUGAGUUUUGAGGGUUGUGGGUGUUUGGAUGAGGCUGUUGGAUUUGGGGAUAUUGUGAGCUGUGCUACGAAUUCGGAGACUGCGCUUGUGAAAGGCGAGAGGUUGAAGGUUGGGGCUCAUUUGGAUUUGGUGGGUUCUUUUAAGCCUUCAAUGAAGGAAUGUGAUGAUGAGGCUUUGAAAAGGGGGAGAGUGUUUGUGGACAAUGAGGCUGCAUUGGUUGAAGCAGGGGAGCUGGUGGGUGCUUUUGAGAGGGGUGUGAUCAAGGAAGAUGAAAUUGAGGCAAAUUUGGUGGAGCUUAUUAGAGGGGAUAAAGUUGGGAGGAGAAGUUCAGAGGAAAUUACUGUUUUUAAGUCUGUUGGUUCAGCUGUGGUGGAUAUGCUGGCUGCACAGUUUGUUUACGAGGCAUUCACAGGGAAAUAGGUGUAUCUGAGUUAUAGUUUAUGCUUAAUAGUUCAAUAAGAUUUCUCAUGUUGGCUUGAGAGGAUGACUAGAUGUAAAAGUUUGGCAAAAUAAUUUUGACUGAGUGAUCAUAGCUUCUAAAUAUUAUUAUGGUUUACUUUACAUGAUUGCUUCUA